AUGUCGCUGCCUGUGGGGUACAUGGAACCGCCGAGUUACAUUCAGCCGUCGGCGCUCGUUGAGAUCCUGCGUAGCCCUAACACGUCGCCCAAACGUCCCAUUAUCAUUGAUGUGCGCGAUACGGACUACGUUGGAGGCCACAUCCGCUCGGCAGUAAACAUUCCCGAGGACAAUUUCAUGGACGACGACGACGUGGACGCCCUUGUGGAAAAGUACAAGGACGAGGACGCCGUUGUCUUCCACUGCAUGAUGAGCCAAGUGCGUGGACCUUCCUGUGCCAAGAGGUUUAAGGCGCGGAUGGAGGCUGUGCUCGAAGGCGCUGCGCACAAACCCCGAGUGCUCAUUCUCCACGGUGGCUACGAACGGUUUGGCAGUAUGUACAAGAACGAGGCCGAUCUCAUCGAAAUGGACGACUGA
This is a messenger RNA of Hyaloperonospora brassicae, 417 nucleotides long. The record is from the annotation of a GenBank genome assembly. Lineage: Eukaryota; Oomycota; Peronosporomycetes; Peronosporales; Peronosporaceae.